ACCACUCUGUGUGAUCUACAGUGACCAUGCAUCACCUGCCAGCAGACCAUCAACUCAACGCCAGCUGCAACUGCUCCUCUCCCUUUUCCAACUGGACAGCAGGGGGCGACACCCUGCAGCUGCCCACAUUCACCACAGCAGCCAAAGUCAGGGUGACCAUUACCUUCAUCCUCUGCGCCACGUCGGCCUUCUGCAACCUGGCCGUGCUGUAUGCAGCCCACAGCGACGGGAAGCGAAAGUCGCACGUCAGGGUGCUGAUCAUCAACCUGACUGUGGCUGAUCUGCUCAUGACCUUCAUCGUGAUGCCAGUGGACGCAGUGUGGAACAUCACAGUCCAGUGGCUUGCUGGGGACCUUGCCUGCAGGCUACUGAUGUUUCUCAAGCUGCAGGCCAUGUACUCCUGCGCCUUUGUCACUGUGGUUAUAAGCCUGGACAGGCAGUCAGCUAUUCUCAACCCUCUGGCUAUCAACGAGGCCAGAAAGAGGAACAGAGUCAUGCUGUCUGUGGCUUGGGCCAUGAGUGCUGUGCUGUCAGUCCCUCAGAUAUUCCUUUUUCACAACGUGACCAUCAUUCAUCCCGAGGAGUUCACUCAGUGCACGACUCGUGGAAGUUUCGUGAGUCACUGGCAUGAAACUGCCUACAACAUGUUCACCUUCUCCUGCCUGUUCCUGCUGCCUCUGGUCAUCAUGAUCACCUGUUACACGAGGAUCCUCUGUGAGAUCUCCAAACGACUGAAAACGGACAACUUGUCGUCCAAUGAGGUGCGUUUGCGGUGUUCAAAGAACAACAUCCCCAGAGCCCGAAUGAGAACUCUAAAAAUGAGUAUAGUUAUUGUCUUGUCUUUUAUUAUCUGCUGGACUCCGUACUACCUGCUGGGCCUGUGGUACUGGUUCUUCCCCCAUGACCUUGAGGGGAAAGUCUCCCAAUCGCUAACCCACAUCCUGUUCAUCUUUGGUCUCGUCAACGCCUGCCUGGACCCGGUCAUCUACGGCCUGUUCACCAUUCACUUUCGAAAGGGGCUCCGGAGGUAUUUUUUUAAAGCUCCCCCAGCGUCUGACCUGGAUAACCACACGGUUAUAACUGGAUCUUUAACUUGUGCUGCCAGUAUUUCACCACUGAAAAGAGAGCUGAACUCUGCUGCCAGCCAGGAGAAGUUCAUCAUGUACAGUAUCAAUCACAGUAAAGAAGAGUCAACGUCACCAAGUUGCAGCUUUUUAACAGCAGACAAUAAUACAGCUAGAGAUGUAAACCAGUCCAGCUCCGACAGCACCAUGUGA
Molecule: messenger RNA, 1277 nt
Organism: Limanda limanda (common dab)
Lineage: Eukaryota; Metazoa; Chordata; Actinopteri; Pleuronectiformes; Pleuronectidae
Product: putative gonadotropin-releasing hormone II receptor
Exons: 3
Coding region: 27-1277 (416 amino acids)
Biological process (GO): G protein-coupled receptor signaling pathway
Cellular component (GO): membrane
Molecular function (GO): gonadotropin-releasing hormone receptor activity; peptide binding
Source: RefSeq, a predicted model, not a curated record